Messenger RNA from Oncorhynchus gorbuscha (pink salmon), 1591 nucleotides. Its product is annotated as potassium voltage-gated channel subfamily A member 1-like. The transcript has a single exon. NCBI's taxonomy places the organism in Eukaryota, Metazoa, Chordata, Actinopteri, Salmoniformes, Salmonidae. Gene Ontology annotation, cellular component: membrane; juxtaparanode region of axon; paranode region of axon. The record is from RefSeq and is a predicted model, not a curated record. Gene Ontology annotation, biological process: potassium ion transmembrane transport; protein homooligomerization. Gene Ontology annotation, molecular function: delayed rectifier potassium channel activity; protein binding. The coding region runs from base 113 to 1591 and encodes 492 amino acids.
AGGAAAUUGUAUUCUGCCAAAACCUGAAUGCCGCCUGUUCAAUCAGAUUAACCGGAUAACUGGAAUUCCACAACUCCUGCUGCAACAGAGCUCCCGAAUUCGAGCUUACAAGAUGACCGUAGUGGCAGGAGAUAACAUGGACGAGACCGUGGCAGUGCCGGGGCACCCGCAGGACUCGUACCCCCCCGACCACGAAGACCACGACUGCUGCGAGAGGGUGGUCAUCAACAUAGCGGGGAUGCGGUUCGAGACACAACUCAAAACUCUCUCCCAGUUCCCCGAGACAUUGCUAGGCAACCCCAAGAAGAGGAUGCGCUACUUUGACCACCUGAGAAACGAGUAUUUCUUUGAUAGAAACCGUCCCAGUUUCGAUGCUAUCCUCUACUAUUACCAGUCCGGCGGUAGGCUGAGAAGGCCCGUCAACGUCCCGUUGGACAUGUUCUCCGAAGAGAUCAAGUUUUAUGAGUUGGGAGUGGAUGCCAUGGAGAAAUUCCGUGAGGACGAGGGCUUCGUUAGGGAGGAAGAACGUCCUUUACCUGAGAAGGAAUUCCAGCGUCAGAUCUGGCUGCUUUUUGAGCACCCAGAGAGCUCCGGUCCAGCCAGAGGGAUUGCUAUAGUAUCUGUUAUGGUCAUUCUGAUUUCUAUAGUCAUCUUUUGUUUAGAGACUUUACCUGACUUGAAAGAAGACCCUAGGGGUCGGUUUAAGACUGUAGGGAACCAUACUUUUUUCUACAAACCAAACAUCCUAACCGAUCCCUUCUUCAUUAUUGAAACUCUUUGCAUUAUCUGGUUCUCGUUUGAGUUGUUAGUGCGUUUUUUCGCGUGUCCAAGUAAGGCGGUCUUCUCCAAAAACAUGAUGAACAUUAUUGAUAUAGUGGCCAUCAUUCCUUACUUCAUCACACUGGGAACGGAGCUGGCUGAGGACCCCGAAGACCAGGACGAGGGCAUGGGGGAGCAGGCAACAUCUCUGGCCAUCCUCAGGGUGAUCCGUUUGGUCAGAGUGUUUAGAAUCUUCAAGCUGUCACGACAUUCCAAAGGAUUGCAGAUCCUGGGACAGACCCUCAAGGCCAGUAUGCGCGAGCUCGGAUUGCUGAUCUUCUUCCUCUUCAUUGGAGUCAUCCUGUUCUCCAGCGCGGUGUAUUUCGCAGAGGCCGAGGAGAAAGGGUCGCACUUCGGCAGCAUCCCAGAAGCCUUCUGGUGGGCCGUGGUAUCUAUGACAACUGUGGGCUAUGGGGACAUGGUGCCUGUCACUAUAGGGGGUAAGAUAGUGGGCUCCCUUUGUGCCAUAGCUGGUGUGUUGACGAUUGCGCUCCCAGUGCCUGUCAUUGUGUCCAACUUCAACUACUUCUACCACAGGGAGACCGAGGGAGAGGAGCAGGCCCAACUCUUAAACGUUAGUGAACCAAACAUUAGUGAAAGCAAUUCUAGUCGCCGUAGCUCAUCCACUGUCAGCAAAUCAGAGUACAUGGAGAUUGAUGGAGAUAUAAAUAAUAGCAUCGACAAUUUUAGAGAGGCAAACCUCAGAACUGGCAAUUGCACUAUAGCCAACCAAAACUGUGUAAAUAAAAGCAAGCUGCUCACAGAUGUGUAG